This is a messenger RNA of Spinacia oleracea (spinach), 1850 nucleotides long. RefSeq lists its product as uncharacterized. The coding region runs from base 301 to 1497 and encodes 398 amino acids. The transcript has a single exon. NCBI's taxonomy places the organism in Eukaryota, Viridiplantae, Streptophyta, Magnoliopsida, Caryophyllales, Amaranthaceae. The record is from RefSeq and is a predicted model, not a curated record.
UCUAAAAACAGCCUCAUCAAUUCACCAUAAUAAACCCAACACCACUCGUACGGAAAAUCCCUUUUUAAUAACUCCCCCACCCCUAAAUUCCUAGGGCAUUCUCGUUAAUAUACCCUUAAUCUAAGGGCAUUUUCAUUUCAAACCGGCCCCUCCCUUUAGCUUCUUCUCCUUCCUUCUUCAUCACUCAUCAUUUUCAUCUCUCCUUCCCAUAACAUAACAUAACAUAACAAACAAACAACCUCCCCGUUUCUGCAACUCCAAUACUCUUUUCUCUCACUCUCCUCUUCAACACAGAAUACCAUGGACACCAACCUCGAACCUCCAAACUCUACCUCUACCUCUACCACCACCGUUAAUGGUAGUGGUUUUCUUUCUCCUCCGUCCCCGACAACACUUGACGAGGGGGACGACGACGAGUUCUAUGUAGAUGAUAGUAACUGUUCAACGCCGUAUGUUAGUGCGCCUUCUAGUCCAGGACGGUCUUACUAUCCUUCUGGAUUCUUCUACAGUGCUCCUGCUAGCCCCAUGCAUUUCGUCCUUGCUACUGCUCAGGCGAGAUCCUCUGCCGGCGGUGGAUUGAUUCCGGCGACUUCUGACGCUUCGUCUUCUAACGGUUCGUUUGAGUUCGAGUUCUCCGCCCGAUUUGACUCGCCUGCACCGGAGAUCGGCCCGGCUAUGUCGUCCGCUGAUGAGUUAUUUCUGAACGGUCAGAUCCGUCCGAUGAAGCUCUGCGCUCAUUUACAGCGGCCGCAGAGGCUUCCCUCUCUGACAUUGCUUGAAUCUGAGAGAGAAGACGAGGAAGACGAUGAGUUCGAUGAUGAUGGAAAGAGCAAUGUGUUUCAGAGGUCGAGGUUGAGGAAUAGAUCUCAACGGAGAAGAGCUCGUUCUCUCUCUCCUCUCCGAAGUACGGUGCCGUUGGAGUGGUACAGCUCAGAAGACGUCGUUUCGACUCCAAAGAAGGCGGCAGGAGAAAAUGAGGACGGGGAUGAAGGAGGUGAGAAGGAGAAGGAUGGGGGAACUGAAAGUGAAGCGACGCCGUCGGGAAGUUCGUCGCGGUGUUCAUCGGCGGGGAGGAGUUCGAAACGGUGGGUGUUUUUGAAGGAUUUUCUGAGGAGCAAGAGUGAAGGAAGGAGUAACAAUAAAUUCUGGCAUAAUAUUAACAUGUCGUUUUCUCCGGCGAAGGAGAAGAGAGAGAAAGGGAACGGGAACGGUAAUGUGAAUGCAAACGAAAACGCAAAUGCGGCGUCGUAUUCGGAGGAUAAAAAGUCAAAGAAGAAGGAACUUCCGGCAGCCAAGGGGAAGGGCGGUGCAGCCGGGAAAAGGAGGUCGGCGCAUGAGGUGCACUACGCUGCGAACAGAGCUCAAGCAGAGGAGAUGAGGAAGAAGACAUUUUUACCCUACAGGCAAGGAUUACUUGGUUGUUUAGGGUUUAAUUCCAAGAGCUAUGGGGCACUUAAUGGCUUUGCUAGAGCCCUUAAUCCUGUCUCCUCUAGGUGAUAUCAUCAUCAUCAUAAUCAAAACACUAAACAAAAAAACCCAAAUCAAGUCUAUUGAUUAAUAGGGUUAUUAAAAAUAUGUUAAAAAAAAGAUUAUUUUUGUAUAGAGGAUUUGAUUUUCUUAAUUUUCUCCUCCUUUGGUUUGAAUUAGGCUCCCUUUUUUCUCUUUUGAUUUGUGUAUUUAGGUUAAUACAUGAUUGUGUUCAUGAUUACAAUUACAAAAUGUGUAGAUUAUGAUUGUUGGGUGCCUUCUCUUUUUGUCUUCUAUGGAGGAGAGGAUUGAUUGUAGUAGCUUUUAUUUUUGGUUUCUAUGGUGGAAACAUUUGGAAAAGAGGUUGUAGAGGGUUCUUUUUA